UUUUGUCAGUCUGGAAAUCCGAAUGGAUGCCGGUAGCCGUCUUAAGACCUCGGUUUUGGAUACAAGUGGGAGUCUUGGUUCGCAGACUGCAAGCCGACAACGUUCGAGAACGACAGACCCUGCGUCUCUUCUCUGUGCGCACUCUCGACGGCUUUCUGUGAGCAGAUUCCGUCCUCCGAGCCAACAAUGUAUACGGUACCCUUAAAUCUCACGAUGUGCGCCUUCCACCCCCCUUCCCGGAUGGAUUGUGCCGGUUGGACUCUGAUGUGGUGUUCGCAAAAGCACAGCUCGCCAAACGUUAUUAGCGCAAACAUUCAUUUAUUUACAACAGACCGGAAAUUCGAGCGGGUACGAAGAUCUCCUCCACGGGCCCGGGACAGCGACCCUACAUGUUUCGGCUGCGGAAUCAGAGUCGUCGCAAGGCCAAUUCUACACACACGCGACACACCAGCACAUUGGACACGGGAUAAACAGUCCACUGCUCCUUUCCUACCGUGCAGACGUUGGCCAUCCUCCAGGGCUGAAAGGAGGGGAGACGACCGGUCGAGACCUCUCCGACCCUUGAAACCUUAUUAUUAUGGUUAUAAUCGUUUGCGCAUUGUCAUCAAUGUUCGGAUGUGGACCCCUUCUCCCGGUCAAUGGUUCCUCCCAAUGCAGAUCCUCGGGUCUAGACGCGCGCCCUGAAUGUUUGCGGAAGUAGUCUGCACGAGAAAUGUUGAUCGAAAGGUAACUCUCCGAUAAAUCUCCAGUGCCAAUCGGAAUGGUGAAAUUGCGACGUUCUGGUCAAUUACAAAUUUUCCGGCAUCAACACGGCGGCAAUCGCGAGGAAGCUUCAUGAUGGAUUUUCAUUGCGAUUUGCGUGCAUAAUGACUCGAGCGGAC
Messenger RNA from Dissoconium aciculare CBS 342.82, 881 nucleotides. RefSeq lists its product as uncharacterized. The transcript has a single exon. The record is from RefSeq and is a predicted model, not a curated record. The coding region runs from base 187 to 684 and encodes 165 amino acids. NCBI's taxonomy places the organism in Eukaryota, Fungi, Ascomycota, Dothideomycetes, Mycosphaerellales, Dissoconiaceae.